Molecule: messenger RNA, 1425 nt
Organism: Closterium sp. Naga37s-1
Lineage: Eukaryota; Viridiplantae; Streptophyta; Zygnematophyceae; Desmidiales; Closteriaceae
Source: the annotation of a GenBank genome assembly
AUGACGGUGAAGGAGGCACUGGCGAGCUGGAAGGGCGAGGCGGUGAAGGCCGCCAUGGACGAGGAGAUCCGCAGCCACGUCAGCAUGGGCACCUGGAAGCUGGUUGAACGCCCACACGGGGUGAACAUCAUGAAGAACCGGUGGGUGCUAACGACCAAGUACCGCAUCGAUGACACCGUCGAGCGCGAGAAGCUAAGGCUGGUCGUGAAGGGCUUCACGCAGGUGUACGGCGACGGCUACGACGAAACGUACUCACUAGUAAGCAGCUACGUCACGCCGAGAAUCUUCCUCAGCAUCGUUGCCGUCCUCGACCUUAACCUGAUGCAGCUUGACAUGAAGAACGCUUUUGUGCAGAGUAAGCUCGACCCGGUGCUGUACAUGUACCAGCUAGACUACUUCGACAACGGGACCGGCUGGGUGCUGGUCUACGUCGACGACCUGCUCGCCACCACCAACAGCACCGCGAUGCUGAAGGAGCUGCUGGAGGCCGCCUUCGAGCUGCGUGAGAUCUCACCGGUGGUCAAGUACAUCGGGCUAGAGAUCGUGCGCGACAGGCCAGCGAGGAAGCUGUGGCUGCAGCAGCAGGGCUACGCCGACAAGCUGCGCAGGCACUUCAUUGACGAGGAGCAAGGCGUUCGGAUCUCGAAGACGCCGGUCUCGGUUGACGCCUACACCGAGCUGACAUUCGACGACGAGGAGGCGCAGGAGCACGAGGAGGAGGAGUACCGGCAGAAGGUUGGCUCGCUGCAGUUUGCGGCGACAAUGACAAGGCCUGACAUUGCCUUUGUCUGUAGCAAGCUGGGGAGCGGCCUCACGGUGAGGAGCGACCAGCACUGGCGCGAGGUUGACCGCUGCCUCGCCUACCUCGCUGAUACACUCGAAACCGCUCUGGAGUUCGGCGGUGGACCAAAGUCGCUGGAGCUGAUCGGCUACGUAAACUCGGACGACACGGGCGACAAGCAGAACCGGACAAGCACGGGCAGCUACGAGUUCGUCUACGGAAGGGCCGCUGUCUCUUGGUCGAGCUCACGCAUUAAGUGUGCGACAUUGUUGUCGACUGAGUCGGAGUUCGUGGCGGCCAUGGAUGCUGGCAAGGAGGGACGCCGACUCCGCUUCCUCCUUGCGGAAUUCCAGCAGCUUGAAGCUGGGAAGCCGACUGUCCUUCAGGUGGACAACAAGUCGGCCAUCUCGGUUGCUGAGGGCUUGGGGCUGACGAGCAACCUCAAGCGCAUGGAGCGACGCUAUGCCUGGCUGCAGCACAUUGUGAGGCGCGGGAAAUUCGUGCUGAAGUACAUCCCGACCACCGAGCAGCCGGCCGACUUUCUGACGAAGGCUCCGUCGCGAUCGGCCAAGUGCGCCUGGCCAACGUCGGCGACGGGGACGAUGAUGUGCAGCAGUAGGUGCCGUGCCCUUCUGCACGGCUAG